Molecule: messenger RNA, 1275 nt
Organism: Peniophora sp. CBMAI 1063
Lineage: Eukaryota; Fungi; Basidiomycota; Agaricomycetes; Russulales; Peniophoraceae
Source: the annotation of a GenBank genome assembly
AUGGCCGCCGCCGACCCGACAUACCCCCUGUACCCUAUAGCUUGCUUCCUGGCUUCAGCAAUGCUCAUCCUCGUACUGCUGACCGGCUUCGUUCGCCAGAGUUGGAACCUGGGUGUCACUUUCUUGUGUUUCUGGCUGUUCUGGGAGAAUCUUACCGGAGGCAUCGACGCUAUUAUAUGGUCCGAAAAUUCAGACAUCAAACUAUAUGUGUAUUGCGACAUCGUAUCGCACCUGCAAAUGAUCACUUCGACUAUCAAACCUAUGACCACUCUAAUCAUCACCCGCCGACUAUACCUAAUUACCAGUCUGCGAUCAAUAGAAGCCACUACCAUAGCGACGAGCCGCAGAAAUCUUGCGAUAGAGUGGGGGCUCGGUUUAGGCAUUCCUCUUUUGGUUGCAGGUCCUCUCUACUACGUAGUUCAAUGGGCUCGUUUUCAGGUCGACGAGGGUCUUGGCUGCGGCAACGCCUCCGACAAAUCUAUGCUCGCCCUCUUGCUUCUGAAUUCAUGGAAUGUGUUACCUCCCCUUAUGUCCAUCACCGUGUACUAUCCUCAUGUGGUCCGGAUCUUCUAUCGCCAUAAUCGGGAGAUCAACCAGUUCUUACGAAGCAACAAUUCGGUAUCCCGCACCAACUACUUCCGGAUCCUUACCCUUGCAAGCAUCGAUAUACUACUCACCUUACCUAUGGGCAUUGCGAUCAUCGUCUUGGCUGUGAAAGGCGCUGUGUCUUCCGGUUCCUUCCCAUUCUACUAUGGCUGGACCUAUGACCACGCGUGGCAGGACGCGAGCUUCUCCUAUGCAAACCUUGUGUCUAACGGGCCUUUCACUAUAGCAAGCUUCUACUUCAAUCAUUGGAUAUCACCCGUUCUCGCGUUCGUCAUGUUCGGCCUCUUCGGGAUUACAUCGGAAGCCCGCGCGUCGUACUGGCGCGUCAUAUACACCGUCGGCGGCUGGUUCGGCUGGCAACCCACACCUCGCACGCGCAGUGCACGUGCGCUGCUGGGAGAUAUUGAGUUCGGCAAUCGUCCUGCUCAGGACUCGAUGUCACUGGGUCUCGAGUCGAACCCAAGCUACAUCAACACCAACGUCCGCGCGCAAGGUCAGGACGGUGGAGAAGGCGAUGUCGCAGACGAGGCAGAGAAUGGGUCGGAGAAGGACACCAUAGAGGAAGCACGCCGGAGUACUACCGAGGAGAGGUUUGACGAGCGCCCGAUGCAGCCUUGCGCGUCUUCCCAGGUUGGCUUCGGCGAUCGCGAUGCUUCGACCUGCGCAUAG